ACAUUAGGGCUGGGAAGGAUGUCAGGGCGGGGAGGUUCUGGGCGCCCAAAGUUUUCUAUUGAGGACGCCUUUGAGGAAGACGCUGAGGAUGUGGUGACCAUGUACGGGGCGACAACGGAGCGCUCCCCACUGAGACACGACGUGGGGAGAGGCGGGGAGAGCAGGGGAGAAGAAAUUCAACCCCACUCUCUCCUGACUGUUCCUGAUGUUGAUGCUAUCUCCAGGGACAGUGACUCUCUUAUACCCGGGGAAGGUGGUGGUGGUGGUGGUGGCGGUGGUGGUGGUGGUGGUGGUUUCUCACCGGCUUCCCAGUGGUGGUUCAGACAUCCUAAAGUGAGGGAGAAGUGGAGGGUGGUGGCUGCUGCUUUUGUCUUGCUGCUGGUCGGCCUGGUUCUCCUGAUAGUGGGGGUGACUGUGGAAGCUGUGCCACUUGAAAAUAUAAGUGGAUCUGUUUUUAUCAUUGCUGGACUCAUCUGCUUCAUCCCCGGGGCUUACCAUGUGGUCUAUGUAUUGUUAGCAGUGUGGGGCAGGCGAGGAUAUGACUUCUACAACCUUCCUCUGUUUAAUUAAGGUGUGUUUGCGGUGUUUUGCGGUGUUUUUGGGGUGUUUUCGGAAAGGAUUGUGUGUCUUUGUGGUCGGAAUGUGUGUGUUUUGGGUGUUUUUUGUGGGUUUUACGUGUGUUUGGGUGUGUUUGGGAUGUUUAAUUAAAGGGUUUGGGUGUGUGGUAAUGUUUCGAGUGUGUUUCGAGUGUGUUUUUGAGUGUUUUCUGGGGUUUUGGAAGGAAAGAGUGUGGUUUUUUUUUUGCUGUCUCUCUGUGUGUGUGUGUGUGUGUGUGUGUGUGUUCAUUCGUUUGUCUUUCUGUUCAUUCGUCCGUUCGUUCGUUCGUUCGUUCGUUCGUUCGUUCGUUCGUGUGUGCCAACCUAACAUGUAUUCACAACUUAAGCUCAAAAAAAGAAAAAAAAGUAAAAAAAUAAAGUAAUAAUAAUAAUAAUAAUAAUAAUAAUAAUAAUAAUAAUAAUAAUAAUAAUAA
Molecule: messenger RNA, 1030 nt
Organism: Scylla paramamosain (green mud crab)
Lineage: Eukaryota; Metazoa; Arthropoda; Malacostraca; Decapoda; Portunidae
Product: transmembrane protein 134-like
Exons: 3
Coding region: 19-570 (183 amino acids)
Source: RefSeq, a predicted model, not a curated record